Molecule: messenger RNA, 2892 nt
Organism: Drosophila melanogaster (fruit fly)
Lineage: Eukaryota; Metazoa; Arthropoda; Insecta; Diptera; Drosophilidae
Gene: ALiX
Product: ALG-2 interacting protein X
Exons: 6
Coding region: 132-2642 (836 amino acids)
Cellular component (GO): cytoplasm
Source: RefSeq, marked reviewed
AUCGCUGGCCAGCUGUUGUAGGGGAAGGAAAGAGAGCGUAAAGCGGAGUUCGAAUAGAGCGACAGACGAUUAAUUAAUAUCACUUGGAAUCAGAAGUCGGACAAGAAGCAGACUCCGCAGAACAGGAAAAGAUGUCGAAGUUUCUGGGCGUGCCGCUGAAGAAGCCGUCGGAGGUGGAUGUGAUCAAGCCGCUGAACAAUCUCAUCCAGAGCACCUACAACGGUGCGUCGGAGGAGGAGAAGGGCAAGUACGGAGAGGCCGUCAACGAAUUUUCGAAACAACGCAAUACGGCAAUUUGGAAAUUCUUUGAAAAGUACGAGGCUUCGCUGGAGAUUGUGUACGCCUAUUAUGACCAGAUUUGUGCGCUGGAGACCAAGAUAUCGGUUAGCGAACUUCAGAUACCCUUUAAGUGGAAGGAUGCCUUCGACAAGGGCUCCAUUUUCGGCGGCAAGAUCAGCCUGACUCACACCUCCUUGCUUUACGAGAAGGUCUGUGUGCUCUUCAACAUUGCCGCCCUGCAGAGCAACAUCGCUGCCAACCAGUCCCUGGAUUCGGAUGACGGCCUUAAGCUGACCAUCAAACUGCUCCAGCAGAGCGCCGGCAUCUUUCAGUAUUUGAAGGGAGCGACGCCAGCGGCAGUGCCCUCGGAACCCACGCCCGAUCUCAGCCAGGAUACGCUAACCGUGCUGCAGGCUCUGAUGGUCGCCCAAGCGCAGGAGGUUUUCAUUCUGAAGGCAAUUAAGGAUAACUUGAAGGACCAGAUCAUCGCCAAGCUUUGCUGCCAGGCGGAGGAGUCUUACGCCGAUGUGCUGCGCGCUAUGCAAAAGGAGUCUGUGCGCAGCCUGUGGGAGAAGGAGUGGAUACCUACUAUUGCUGGAAAGCAGGCCGGCUUCCAUGCCCUCACCCAGUUGUACCAGAGUCUGGUGUGCCGUGCCGCCAAGAAGAUUGGCGAGGAGAUUGCUCGCUUGCGCAACGCCAUUGAUCUUUUCAAGGCGGCUCAGACGCGUAGCGGAAAUGAGACCUACUUGGAUGAAUACUUCAGCCGCGCCAAGCGCAACUUGACCGAGUCCACCAAGGACAACGAGUUCAUCUACAACGAGAUCAUACCAGAGCUGAGCACCUUGACCUCUCCUGGAAAAGCCCAGUUGGCCAAGCCACUGCCCAUUGCUGUCCCCUUGGCUGAAAAUUUUAAGGAUAUAUUCAGCAGCCUAGUGCCCGUGGAGCUUCAUCGUGCUCUGACCGCCUCCGAUAUGCGCCGCAAUGAGAUCGUCAACGUGGAGAUCAUGAAGUUGCGUGAAGCCACCCAGACUCUGAAUGCUGUUUUGGCCAGCUUGAAUCUUCCAGCGGCCGUGGAGACAGCCGAUGGCAACAGUGGGCUUCCGCCGUCGCUAAAGGAAAAGGCCAAUGAAGUUCGCCAGAAGGGGGGCAUUGAAAAUGUGCAGACGAUGCUUAAGGAUCUUCCCGAGCUUCUGAACCGCAACCGCGAGAUCCUCGACGAAACCGAGCGGCUCUUGGACGAAGAACGCGACUCCGAUAACCAGUUGCGGGCGCAGUUCAAGGAUCGUUGGACUCGCAUCAGCUCCGACAAGCUAACAGAGAUGUUCCGCACCAACGCGAAAAAGUAUCGCGAAGUCAUCACCAAUGCCAUCGAAGCCGACAAGGUGGUUCGCCAGAAGUUUGAGGCCAACCAGAAGGGCAUCCAACUCUUGUCCUUGCCACCCGAUCAAAUCCAACAGUCUCUGCCCUCGGCCAGUGGCAGUGUGGACCCAAACUGCUCCAGCGUGCAGCGUCUUAAGAAGCUGAUGGACGACGUGGAGACCAUUAAGGCGGAGCGUGAGGCCAUUGAGUCCGAGCUGAAAGGUGCCACUUUCAACAUGAAGGACGAGUUUUUGAUUGCCCUGCAGAAGGAUGGCGCUAUUGACGAGCCCGCCCUCUCGUUGGCGCGUAUUGGCCAAGUGCUCAAUCCCCUGCAGCAGCAGGUGCGCGAGAGCGUGGAACGUCAGCAGUCCUUGGUCAGCGAGAUCCAAAGCGCCCAUGGUGCCUUUGUCUCUGAAACUGGUAGCUGCGGCAGCUCGCGGGAUACUUUAUACCAGGAGCUAGCAACCGCCUUCGAUAGCUACAUUGAACUUUCUGGAAAUCUGCAGGAGGGCACCAAGUUCUACAACGACCUCACGCAGUUGCUGGUUGUGUUCCAGAACAAGAUCAGCGACUUUGUGUUCGCCCGCAAGACAGAGAAGGAGGAGCUGCUCAAGGACUUGACCACAGAGUCCAGCCGCCAGGCAUGUCCGGCCACUCCAGCCCUUCCCUCGCACUAUGCAUCCACAUCGGGCAGUGGCAGCGAUAUUCCACCUGGCUCCGCACCUAGUGUGCCACCUGCCGCAUCAACGGCCAACAUUCCGUAUCCGGCCCAAGUGCAAGGCAUGCCUAUUCCAUAUGGAGCCCAGCCAGGUGUGCCCUACCCCGCCUAUGUGCCCGCUCCGAUGCCGCAGAGCUUCAAUCCAUACGCCACCUUGCCGUAUCCUGGUAACUAUCAGUACCAGGGAUUCCCGCAGGGACCGCCACCCGGCCACUACGGAACAUACCCAGGCAGUUAUGCCAACCAGCAGGGUGGAUAUCCCAACCAGAAGCCACCUGGCUGGUAAAUGGCGCUGUAGCUGUAAUCAAGUUCAUGUCCACAUGUGCGCAGUCCGUUCCGCCCAAGGGUCAAUCGCAUGGCAGAGCCUCAGAUGAGUCUGGAUGGUGGGCAGACAAGAUGGGUGGUAUUCGGCAUUUAAUGCUCCGUGUUCUGGUUCUGUUUGGAAAUUGUAUCAUACAUGUUGAUGGCUUAUUGGAUUUUAAUCUCAUAUAUGAAAACAUUAUUAUCACGUAUCACAGUAAACGUUCUUACCCUAG